Messenger RNA from Vicia villosa (hairy vetch), 1152 nucleotides. Its product is annotated as putative F-box protein At5g55150. The record is from RefSeq and is a predicted model, not a curated record. The transcript has a single exon. Lineage: Eukaryota; Viridiplantae; Streptophyta; Magnoliopsida; Fabales; Fabaceae. The coding region runs from base 1 to 1152 and encodes 383 amino acids.
AUGGAGAUGGAUUGGGAGAACUUAGAAGCAAAUCUUUUAAGUUUAAUUUUUGAUAAGCUAGUAGAACGUAUGGAUCACAUCUAUUUUAAUGUUGUAUGCAAGAAUUGGUAUUCCAUUGCAAAGUUUAACUAUCAAAGUCGACAAAUACAUAAUAAUGUAUUGCCCAUGCUUAUGAUUCCCACAAAAAAGAGGUUGGUGAGAAGUUUAUAUGGAAUUUCAUGCAAAAAAGAUUACAAAAUCAAACUGUCAGUACCUUCUAACAAGAGGCUUUGUGGUUCAAGUCAUGGUUGGCUAGCUAAGGUGGAUGAUUGUUCUAAAGGUAUCUUUAUAACACUCAUCAAUCCUUUUAAAAAUGCGGUAUCCAUCAAGUUACCACUCAUGUACAUCAUGGACAUGUAUAAAACAAGAAAAUAUUAUGAGUAUGAUGUGCAUAAGGUAGUUUUGUCUACUAAUCCUUCAUUUAAGCCACUUGAUUACAUAGUUGUAGUCAUUUAUAGUGUGCGUAGAUGUCUUGCUUUCCUAAAAGCUGGACAAAAGAAUUGGACUUAUAUUGAUGAUGCUCACCGUUCCUUCAAUGAUGUUAUAUUUUACGAAGGUCUAGUCUAUGCUGUGGGGCGGUGGAAUAACAUUGUCUCUUUUGAUUUGUCAUAUGCAAAGAAUGAUCAUAUAAUUCCCAAAGUUGUUUCUUUGAAGGGGGAUGAUUAUGCUAAUCGAGCUUAUCUUGUAAAAUCAUUGGAAGGACAGUUAUGGCUUGUAAGAAAAUUUAUUGGGUAUCACGGUGACGAAGAUGAUGAAGAUAAUAUCGAGCCUAGUGGUGGUGCAAAAAGAUUCGAAGUAUAUAAUUUAGAAUUGGAUUUCCAAACGGGUGAACUUAUACAAAGGUUAAAAAUUGAUAGUUUGGGAGACAAUGUCUUAUUCCUGGGAGAUAAUGAUUCUGUAGCCGUGUCGGCUUCAUACUUUUCUAAUUAUCUUAAAAAAGAUUCGAUUUAUUAUACAGACGAUUUUUACGACGACUCGCCACCUUAUCCUAAUGGACCAUUUGAUAUGAAGAUCUAUAAUGUAAAAGAGGAAAGUUUUAAUCAACAUUGUCCAUAUCACCCUAGGUUUAAACGAAUGCCACCCGCACUGUGGGUUAUUCCACCAUGUCAAUAG